CCACCAGGAACUCUGCGCUGUCAUUAAUUAUCGUUGUUUCAACUUUUAUCCAGAGAUCAAAUUCUCUCUGCUAAUCGGAGUUUGAUAAUUUUCCACUUUAGCCACGCCUCUCGUAAUGAAACAUUUUCAUAACGUUCAACAUCACAUGCUGAGUUAGUUCAAAGUUAUGCAAGGAAUAGAGCAGAGGGUGGAAAAAUUAAUUAAAUAUUUAUAAAACGUAAAGUCUAUUCAAACAUUAUCAAUAUGAAAGACAUUUUGAAUUAUUUUGGAUUUAGCAUUUGUUUGGUUUUCAAAGAAUAAAUUGUAACUUUGCAGAGGACAAUGGUAAAAUUCGAAAAAUUUCCUUCUACCUUGAUGGAAUGUCUUGAUAGCCAGGGAGAUGCUCUGACCGUUCCGAGUAAUUUAUUCUGUAAUGCAACAUGGGAUACAAUAUUGUGUUGGCCUCCAACUUUAAUUGGAUCAAUUACAAAACUUCCAUGUCCUGGAAAACAUGAAACUGGAUUGGAAAGACAGUCAUAUGCGUCCAAAGAGUGCGGACUUGAUGGGAACUGGAUCGGAAUACACCCUGGGAAAGAAACAUUUCCGGAAGAAUUUGAACCCGGCUGGACAAAUUACAGUGAGUGCAUUGGUGUCAUUUACGAAACUGUGAAAAAUACGUCAGACAAUAUCAUGAACGUUUCUGAGAGCGCAUCAGUUAGCGUCGGCGCAUUGUCUAUACCACAUAACGGAGCCGAUAUUUUUGGAGCUGCGCUUUUAGUACUUUCUUUGAUAUUGAUUUUGGCUUCCCUUGGAAUUACAUGUUGUAACAAUGCAAUUCAAUCGACAAGAACAAGAUUUUAUAGAAAUCUGUUCGCAGCCUUUAUUUUCCACGACGUUCUGGAAUUGAUCGUGCGAAUUGGUCGUGUUUUCCACUCUGACGCCAUAAUUCGAGACAUUGAAACUUGUGUGUCGUUUGGUGUUUUGUUGACACUAUUGUCUACUGCAAUUUUCUCCUGGUUUUUGAUGAUAGGUAUUUCGUUUAUGUUGACGUUUAAAGGUGUUGUUGUUGAAAACCGGAUGUACUAUGUCAUGUGCUUGCUGGGAUGGUUUAUGCCAACUGUCGUGACUAUAACCUGGUUAAGUGUCACUGUUCUUGGUGGGAAUUUGUCAUGCUGGGAUGGAGAACUUUACAUCGCACGAAUGACAUCAAGUUUUUGGAUCAUACAAGGAUCAAUCGUUAUAUUUCUGUUAUUUACGUGGUUGUGCAUUCUGAGCUUUCUAUUGAGGUACAAAGAGUGGGAAAUGCAAAGAAAGUACAGUGAAAACAAAGAUCUUGCAGUUGAACUAACUAACAUCAAACAAAGUGGAUACAAAAUGUUUGCAACUAUGUGUUUUAUGACCGGGGCAUACAUUAUUUAUUUGUCGUGUUCCCAAUCACCGUUGACAGAAUCACUGUCGUACUUGUUGGUGUUGGUUAUGUUUUCCCGCGGAAUAAUUGUUGCCGUUUUCAUGUGUUUCCUUGAAGAACAAUGCAAAUGCUGGGAUGGUAUGUACGCGGUUGAAGGAAGUACUACUACAGACAGUGAAAGUCUGAGCUCCAGAAACAGUAGCCAUCCCAGUCAUUACGGCCACCAUACCGUUUUGCCUAACCAUGGUAUAAUAUCUAUGUAACUUUUGCUUCAAAAGCGUUGUAAUUAAAUCUAGCUAUUGUAAAUAAAAUUUCAGAAUAUUUCUGUAUU
This is a messenger RNA of Mytilus trossulus (common blue mussel), 1718 nucleotides long. RefSeq names its product PDF receptor-like. The record is from RefSeq and is a predicted model, not a curated record. Bases 322 to 1650 code for a protein of 442 amino acids. Lineage: Eukaryota; Metazoa; Mollusca; Bivalvia; Mytilida; Mytilidae. Gene Ontology annotation, cellular component: plasma membrane. Gene Ontology annotation, molecular function: G protein-coupled peptide receptor activity. Gene Ontology annotation, biological process: cell surface receptor signaling pathway; adenylate cyclase-modulating G protein-coupled receptor signaling pathway. The transcript has a single exon.